GAUAAAUAUUGUAGUCCGAAGGAAUUUUAUUGCUCGAAUACUUCCUUAAUUUACGCUCUUUAUUUGUUAUUUGAAAUGAAAGGCGAUAUUUACAAAGAAACACAACAAUUUGUUUGCUAUAUUUAAUGAUCUUUAUAUGGAGUGGGAGAUAUUGAGAGUUACAAAACGACAUGGCGUGAACGUCAACAUGUGAACGACCGACUAUUAAAUAUACACAAAGCGGAAUUUUGGUGGCAGUGUAAGCAAACGUUUGUAUUUCAGCAGUUAAUUGAAGACGUAUGCUGGAAGUACCAGUUAACUGAAACGUCUGUGGAAAUAUGGAGACUUGGAGACCGACUGAAGGGGCAAAAUACGGCAUAGGUAACAAUAUUUAAUUUGAAUGUUGACAGUCGUUUUAUCGCCUUGAGGAUGCAUUAAUAUAAUUGAAUCGACUCGCUUCAUGGGUUUUUGUUUCCUUUUUAUCAGCGAUCUAUAAUUUUGAUGGAAAAGUUAACCAUGGGCUCCAGCUCGAUAUAGGAGAUGCAGUUCAGAUAUUCGAAGGGUGCGCUGGUAUGUAGCAAUUAAACUUAUGACUGGAAUUAGCACACGAUUAUUUCACCUCUGUUGGUGACUUCGACUGACUUGUACUAUGUCAUUGUUGUCAUUAUAGUGUGUACUUGCAUUGAUAAUUCCAGAAACUUAGUCAUGCUAAUAUUUUGAUAAAAUAUUUGAUCUUUAUUGUAUCUUGUUCGUGAAAUAAGUAUGUAUUUGAUGAAUAUAUAAACAAAAUACCUUACGUUUAUAUAUUUGGCGUAAUAGACAUUUAAUCGUCAAUUGGAAUGCAUGCGUGCUGAACAAUUCAUUGCUCAUUUGGCGAAGCGUGUUAAAAGCGUAUUUAUUAUGGACAUAAUGUGUAAAUGAAGAAGAUAAAAGACUAUUAUUUUGCCUAUUUCAAUCAUUCAAAGAGAAACACAGAUUAAAAGAAUUUUAGGCUAUACCUUGUGAAACCUGAUCAAAAAUUCUUUCAAUAUAAGCCAUUUAUAUUGUUUACAUUAUUGACAAUAUUACAUAAGGAUAGGCCACAUUUAGUUUCCUGUCUGGAAAACAUCACAGAUUAAUACAUCGGCAAUAUUUAGCUGGCACAUCUACAUGGUAAUGUGGAAAGCUAGACAAAACAUACUGUAUGUUUAUCACUGAGUGUUGAAUGCAUAAAUUAACUAAUACUAAUACAGUAAUAGCUGGAAUAGUGAUGAAACAGCAAUUUUAUAGUAAUUUUGGAGCUGAUAUCUUUCACUGACAGCUGAUACUAUAGACUGUACUAUAUUUAUUGCACUCUUUUUUGGCCUUGUUUUCAUUUGUUUAUUUCCUAAUGUUUUGUGCACAAAAGGGUUAAGGUCAUAGCUUAAAUGUAAUUAGGGAAUAAAAAAUGCAGUAAACAGUAAAGUCUAUUGAUUUGAAUUUUAGAUGACUACCACGAAUCUCAACCUAACAAAUGUUUCCCACUAGAUCCCUUGACCCCAUAAAACAUACCAAAAAUACAAGUUUUGUACUUUAGACGGUUUUAUUAAAUUAAACGUCUUAUAUUGUAGAACAGGCUAAUACAGUAUAUACCCUGUACCUUUGGACAACAGUGCUGAAAUUUCCAUGCCAAUUGCAUGAGAAAGCAUGUGCUUCCAUGUUUCCAGAGAAAACCCCACAGUUCAUUUCUUGGAUGGUGCUCACAAUAGACCUUUCUUUAUAUAAUGACAUCAAACAUGGAAAAACACCCAAUAUGGUGUCCCAAGGGUAAAUUGUUAGUGGCAAUUCUCAAAGACAGUUUUUUAUGAAUUUAAUUGGCUUGCCAAGACUUGCAUUGCAAAUCUUCAUUCAAUUAAUUGUCACUAAAAAUUGUCCUUUGGGACAUCACAUAAAUUGGUUUUCUGUGUUUGACAUCAUUAUAAGAAAGGUCUAUUGAUUGGGCCAGUAUUACUAUAUAUGUAGGUUUCUUUAGUUUUUGUCAUCAAUGAUGGACACUUUGCAAAAUAUUGAGGGGUGCGGGUGACUUUAGAUUGGCACCAUAUCGCUACCCAAGAUUUGGUGCUCCAAAUCCCAGUUGAACCUUAAUUUUUUUAUUUGUUUAUAGUAUACCAAUGCUAUCAUAGUUGUAAAUCAUUAUUAUAUAGCUUUGUUCCAUAAUUAUUCAGUUACCAUUUAUAGGAUGAUCCAGGGGCAUACUGGCCAGACACAAGACAACGAGAAUUUGUUGUGGGCCCUUGGCAUCAUAGGCCCUUCAAAUCAAUGAAAAUUGAAAAAAAAUUAAACUAUAUGGCAGUCUACUAAAGCAACCUCUAGAAGAGUUAUGUAUUCGCUCACUCCAAUGACCACACAAUUGUCCAUUACAUCCUUUUUGUGAAUGGCAAAAAGGACUUGCCUCUAAUGAGUGAGUGUUAGGUUCCUCGCCAUUUCAAAAGUAGUACCACGAAAAGAAGUUAACAGGUUAAUUGAGCAUAUAGGUGAUCUAUGUUGUUGACUGAUGCAAUUAUAAAACAAUCCUGAACCUUCUUGCAUUCAAACAGUGCUAUGUCAUAAUAGGCUAUAUGGCAGCACUUCCCCAUGUGAUAGUAACAUCUAGUAUUAUAAACACUUCAAAAUAAUUAUUUGCUGAUGUCUAGGGUGGUACAGAGGUUGUUGUCUUAAAAAUAAAGCUUUAAAGGUACGUUUAAAAUCUUUGCUGUUUACAUAUACAGUAAAUUAUCACUAGACACUAGUUAUAGACUAUAGUAUAUACUAACUGAUCAGCGCCACUUUUCAAAUUGUAAAUGACGUCAUCCUUUCAGUGAUUGCAAAAGUAUUUGCAGGCUGAUAUUUCGCUGAGUUACAAGAAAGUGUUGCGGUAGUAAAAAUAUUCGUGAAUGCAAAUUUAAAGUAGUUAUUUUGUGUGGCAUAAUAGCUAAGGGCAGCUAAGGCUAGCCUAUACUAUAGUUCCUUGACCUUUUCACUUCCGCGAUACUAUUCUUGGGUGGUAUUCUUGUUGUUUGCACGUUGACCGAUUUCUUCCCAAACGGGCAACAUGCAUUCAUGACAGCAGCCAAGUUAUUUACCCGUACGUGGCGAAGGAACCAGGCUAGCUUUAGACAAUAGUCUUCUCUUUUCCGUUUAUACCCUUCUUAUACUGUAUGCGCAAAUGCCCAAUACGUAAUUGAUGUAAUAAGACACGCAAGGUUAUUAUUAGAAUUUAUAAAAAACGUUGAUAAAUCUACACUUGUCUGAGUAUACGGAAUAUUAUUUUACAGGGUAUAUUUCCAGCUUCGUUCGUACAGUUGAAGGAAUGCAUUGUAGAAAAUUUGGGGUAAGGCAUUUUAUACUUCCCGCUCUCAUCUUCCGCUGUUAUGAAUUCAAGGCGCGCAAGGUGAUAGGAUUUAUCAUUUAUUCAUGUGGAGAUCUUGUAAAUUAAUGUUCAAUUUGAACAAAGUUGGAGAUCAUGUAAAUUAAUGUUUUCAGCCAAUUUCUUACAAAAUUGUAAAGCGCUCCUAAACUCUUAAGACUUACCAAUACUGCAAUAAGUAUAACUGUUGAAGGAGGCUCAGUGUGGAAACUAUAGCCUGUUCACUGUCUCAGAUCAGGCGAAAACUUACGUAACCCAAUCAAGCUGUGAAUCAAUUACCGGCGAAAAGUGCAAUGGAAUAUCGAUUCUUACAAAUGAAACCACAGUACCACACUACAGUAAUACUCAGAAAUACCACUGCGUUUGCGUUCCAAACGUUCUCCAGAGAACUCUUGGAAAUAUCAAUGGCACCGCACUCAAUGUACACAUGUAGCAUCGUGCAAUGCCUCAGACCAGCAACUACUGUAGUACAGUAUUACAGAUAUUUUUGAUGAACGAUAGUCACAUAAAGCACCUUAAUUAUUAUUUUAGUACGCCACUAGAGAUAAUAACUCCCAAUGGAGACGCAAUAAUUAAGGAAGUGACUGCCGUACUACGUGAAUGGCUGGAGUUGUGGAAGAAACUCUUUCUGGUAAGCAAGGCCAAUAAGUGUUGACUUCAUUUUUCUGUAUACCAUAUAACGAAGGCAAGAUUUUAAAAUCUAUGAAUUUCCUCUAGGCAAUAUAUAUAAGCAUAAAGGUAUCCAGUAAAUGUGAUAUCAUUGUUAACAUCCAACCCCAUGCAACAACGUUCCUUUACUGGAACAAAUGAAAUACAACAAAAAAUAUUUGCCCUAAACCACUAAGCAACCAGGAUGUUACUUUUCCAUACACAAUGCACGUGUUCGCAUUUGCUUUCCCGAGGCACACUUAAUAUUUAGUUCAACAUUAUUAUAGUUAAGGCCCGUUCACUGCGUCUGCGGAUUGCGAGAAUUACAACUACAGUACUGUACCUGAAAAAUACAAGCAAAACUUCGACGUUUUUGAGCGAAGGCCCAACAUACUGGACUGGUUUGAGCGGGAUAAUUUACCACAUUAUUCCUCUAUAGAAAAAUGAUCAGACGAAGUUCCUGGAAAUGAAGAAAAUCAUGGAUCAUCUAGUAAAUCUCCGCUUGAAGAUUUUAUCUGGUGUCCUCACUCAGGUUCGUAUUGCGUUAUUUCACUCAUUAAUUUCCUUAAACAUUACUGUAGACAGUGGCUUGAGAGUCGGUCUAGAAUCGAGAAUUAGGAUGUCUCCUUUCCUCGACUAUUCUGGGGGAUCACCUUGGGCAUGUGAUAGCACCCUCAAGCAGUAAAGGGGAGAUAUAUGGUCCCCUUCGUGCCAUAAUGAAGGCAGCCCUCUAGGAAAUAACGAAACCACUAGAAACAAAGAAGGCAUUGACAGCGCUGCCUGUCCCAGAAGGGGAGGCCCUUAAAAGGUAGGGUACUGUAAAGAAAACUUGCUCAGAUUACACAUACCGCGGCCAGCGUUCUGCUGCACGUAGUUGCCAAGGAGCUGAUACGCUACAACGUUAACAUUGCUGCCUGUCAGGAGAGUAGGAUGGAAGGCCAGGGUCAGAUUGAAGAAGACAAGCACAUAUAUUUCAGGAUCGGCAAGAAAAGCGAAACAAGAGAUGAUGGAGUUGCCUUUAAUUUGCAGUCUCCGUGUCAUACUCAGAGGAAGAAAAGGAAGUUCUUACCAGGAACUACCUACUACUUCUUGGUGACGUCAGUGCAAGAAUUGGUAAAGACCACACAAUCAAUGAAGGUGUCGUUGGAAAGUUCGUUAAAGGCAAGAAGAAUAGCAAUGAUGAGCUUUUUCUGAACAUCUGUGCCCAACGAUAUCUGAGCAUUACCAACAUCCACUUCCGCCUACUGGAUAAGAACUACCACAUCUGGAUGCACCAAAAAUCCAAGCGCUGCUACGUGCUGUGUGAUCUCCCGCAAGAGCAAACUGGUCGAAGUGCUUUCUGCAAAAUUGAUGUGUGCAACGGAGUGCUCAAUGUACCACCACAUGGUUCGAACUCAGUUGAGGCUGAAAUUGCUGCUGAAGAGAUGGAGAACUGUAAGUGUAGCCCCGUAGGAAGCUUAACACCGGUAAACUAGCUACUGAAGAAUACCACAGAAGUUGGCCACAGACACUCUGAGAGUGACUGUACCCAAUUCCGCAGAAGAGGCCCUCAGUAACCCCAAUUAGAAGAAAUCGGCAGACUGGUUUCAGCGCCAUAAUGAGGAGAUUUAAGAGUUAAUGCAGAGAAAACAACAGCUCUAUAAUUAACGGCUACCUCAGAGAGAACUCCGAGAAGACCCUCCCAGCUCUUAAGGAAGCUAAGCCGUGACCCAGAGGAAGAUCAGGUCAAUGAAAAACAGCUGGUGGUGCGGAAAUGCAGACAAUCUACCAGAGAGGACUGAUAGAAAUGGCAUUCAUGGCCUUUUUUCAGGAAUCCUCUCACUCCAGUGACGUCAGUGGAUGGAAGUAAGCUACAGUAGAUACUAACCUAAAAGAGAUAAAGUUACAAUUGAGAACAAGGAACAGCUCGCUGACUUCAGUGCCUCACUACAAAUUACUAGAAAGACCAGUGAAGGAGGUAUUGUAUGAACCCCUUACUGGCCCUUAGAAGAAGUCCAGAAAGCUCUCAAGGGUACCAGCUAUACAACAUAUGCUAGGAAAAGCAAUGUCUCUCACAAGAUAGGUUGAUCGUGACCACUUACAUAAAGAAAGACGACAGCAGUUAUUGGAAACCACUGAGGCAUGAUGAUUUUGGCAAAGAUUUUUCUCAACAGGACUAAGACCGAGGAAAUACUACCUGAAAGCUAUUGUGGUUUCCGAGCCGGCAGAACAACAGUGGAUAUGAUCUUUAUAAUACAUAUUGUCAUGUAGAUGGGUUUAUGUAGAUGAAUAUUCUAACGCAAAUUUAUAUACAUUUUCGACCUAGCCAAGAGCAGUUGCGAUAAAUGCAACUAUAGGCCCUCUGGCAGGAGUCGAACCUGCAGAUUUCGGUGCAGCGCUCUAACCAGGUCAUGAUGCAGAAACAAGGUGAGAUUGUAGGAUUGUUGAUUUUAAUCUGAUCCGCUCUGCCCACGGAAUGACGAAAAUGUCAGUUUCAUAACUAUUGUCGCCAUGCAUCAUAUCAGAACGAAAUUAGAUUUCAUAAGACGGCAAACUUCACACAAAGACUGAGCUGUCUGGACAAACAUAAUUUGAAAAGAACUGUUCAAACAUAAAUAAAUCUGUAUAAAUAUACUUCUGCCGAGUGCGGGCUUAAUUGUGGUAGACCUCCCAGCAUCGCACGAUUACCCAGUGAUUACGGUAAAGAAGUCACAACUGAAUAAAAUUCCAUAACAUGCCAAAACUCGGUUGUUGUGCGCUUCUAGCAGUUGUGUUUCUAUCAUUAUGUUUUAUCAGCCAAACUUCUCGAAGUGAUGACGGAGAUAUUUUUUUGUUAUUGGAAAAUAAUUUACGUCGAGAAGAAGCAACUGACCAUAAAGAGGCAAGUACCGUGAUUAAUAAGCAGUUAUACCAACUGAAACCUCGCAGUGUACGAUCAGUAACAAAUAGUAGCACUUCAGAGAAUAACACAGGUAGUGGUAGCGUUAUACAUCAGAAUAUAACUCUGAAACUUUCAUCGCCUGUGCUAAGGAUUUUCACAGCACCUCCGAUACAAACAACCACAGCCAAAUCGGCCAUCUUACCACCAACCUUAAUUCCUCGCAUAAUACUGAGACGAAACCCUGCAUCACCAAUCAACUGUGGUAGCAAAGUGUAUUCCUGUUCAAAUAAAUGCACGGAAAAGACUACACAUACCGUAUUCUCAAGCUUCAAGGAACCGGCUGUCUCUGAUUGUUAUUGCGAUAAGGCAUGUAAUGAUGUAUUUGAGGACUGCUGCAGUGAUUACGAACAGUCGUGUUCAAUGAAUUCGAAAUUAAUGGAUAUUGAUGAUUUCUACAAACAGAAGAGUAAUUGGCGUUGCGUAAUCAUGAAAGUAAAUACAGGGAAGUGCUCGAGAUCAAAAGGAUCGUGGAUAGUAGCAAGAUGUCCAAAUUCUUGGCCAAAUGAUGAGGUCAAAACAAAAUGUCACAAUCCUUCCUUGGCACUAGAUGCUCAUUCCCUCCUCCUAUAUUUACCUGUUGUUGGUCUCCCUGAUUUACUUACGUAUAGAAACCAAUAUUGCGCACUUUGCAAUAAUGUGUCAACAUACGAAUUUUGGACUUUGAUAUUUAAAGUAGAAGCAAUACCCCCUCCGUAUUAUACCCCAGAUAAUUUUGUGGAGUUUAUUGCGAGGAAUUAUCAGCUUUUAGACGGCAUUCGACCAAAAGAAGGACAGCGUAUCCGUUGGUGUACUUACCCAGAUGUAUUAAAUACUUGUCUUAAUACAACAUCUGAACAAGGCAUGAAAGAUUGUGUGCAAGGAACUGUGGGUUUGGUAAAGGAAAUACAUUCGAACACGGUAUUCAAAAAUAAAGCUUGUGCUAUGUGUAAUGGAUAUAGCAUGAUAUGUGGGGUGUCCGAAAAAACAGUCGAUCCUUGUAGUAUAGGUGGCUCUGCAAUAAGCCGUGCUAUAAGCUUGCGUGAUUAUGGUGUAUCCAAAACAACCAAAUCAUGCAGGAAAAGUGAAGUUUACGAUACUUUCUUAGGGAAAUGUCGUCAGACCUACAUCAUCAAUAAACUAAACUCGGGCUCUGCGGAUGAAUACCAAGUGACUAUGUCAGUCUUAUCAAAGACUAAUGGAGCUGUUUAUAUUUUCCAUUUUCAAUUGGAAAAGUCACUUUCUGAUUACUUCCUAGUGAACAAAUCACAAAUUAAUGUUAUACAAAUUACUAAGAUCAAUUCAGCCGAAGGCCAAGCGAUUCUUUUCAUAUUCAAAAUACAGUUGACACAGGCACAAAGCCUGAUUUUAGCAUCGGAUGUAAACUUAAAUGGAAGUUCAAAUGAAACAACUACAUUACGUCGUCUAUUUAGAUUUAGCGAAGCUUUUCAACUUCAUGUUGGUUCUCAUACGUUCACAAUUUACCGUCAGAAAAUUCGGCAAAUUAAUUGUACCCGUCCACAUGUCUACCAGUAUGCAGAAUAUGUUUUUCUGGAUGAUUUAAAGAUUCGUAUUUUAUCUACUGGCGCUGUCUACGAGCAGCUUGAAUACUACAUGAACAGUACCGUGAAAAAUGCACCAGUAUUAACAGUGUGCUUGAAAAUUGUAUCACGUCAAUGUAAUGGAACCUAUAUUAAACUGAAUUCCUCGGAAUUUCACUUUACCAACAAUUUAACACUAGUGUACAAUUCACUUCUGUAUAAGUUUGGUGAUUAUAUUUACGACAACGGUAUGGUGUAUAUAUGUGUGAACUUUGAGAGAGAAUAUACAACCAACACAAGCAACAAUACACCUAAAGAUGAUUUAGAAUUGGUAAUAUUGACUUGGAUUGGGUUUAUCGUGUCUAUACUUGGCUUACUGAUUCUUUUCUUCACUUAUAUCAUCUUUAAAGAACUAAGAACUUUGCCAGGAAAGAAUCUUAUGAAUUUGUCCAUCUCCUUAUGUUUAGCUGAAAUAUUCUGGCUCGUUGGCUCUACACUUGAUAAUUAUCCCACAGCAUGCACUGUUGUUGCAAUAGCAAAUCAUUAUUUCUUUCUGGUUUUCUUCACGGCAAGUUCAGUAAUUGCAUUUCAUUCAUGUUUGGUAUUUGGACGCAAGAUGACUAUUCGUCGCACUCCAUCUGAAGACAACAAGAUAUGUGUUAUCUACUUUCUAGUUGCCUGGGGAAUGCCAGGUCUUUUUCUCCUCAUUUUCGGUUUACUAGAUCACUACGGAGUGUUCAUUGUAGACUAUGGUAAAUCAGUCGUAUGUUGGCUUGGCACAAAGGAAUCAACGAUUUUUCUAUUUAUACUUCCAUUCGGCAUAUUGCUAUUAUUCAACCUUAUUCUGUUCAUCAUCGUAGCUUUACGUCUUCGUGAGAAUCAAAAAUCCAGCGCUAAAGCUCUUGGAAAGGAAGCAAAGAAACGUCAAACGCAGAACGUCAAAGUUUGCCUCAAAUUAUCAACUUUGAUGGGAUUCUCAUGGUUAUUUGGACUGCUGCAGGUUGCCGUGGAAAUGGAAACUGACGCUUUUGCGUAUCUGUUUAUUAUUUUCGUCAGUUUCCAAGGUUUGUUUAUCUGUGCAGCGUUUCUGUUUCAAAGAAAGUGUUAUGAACUCUACAACACCUUAAUAUUUAGUUCAUCCAGAGGCACCAUUACAGGUGCAGAGACGCCGUCAAAAGGUCGUCGUGUAAAGGACACGAAACUCUAAGGUAAUUUGUUGACACUACUGUAAGUAGGGUUUGUAGAUGACUUUCAGUAGACUAAUUUGUGGUCUCUGCUGAACAACUGCAUGGAAAAAUAUACACUAUCAGAAUAUUUUAAUGCAUAUGUGGGAAACUGUUGAUUUAAAACCAGGAUAAAUAUAUUAAUUUGAAAAUGCAAUGAAUCUCACGUUCUGCUAAUAUUAGUUAUUGGACAUCUCACUCGAUAAAGCUAAAUGUUGAUGGCUUUUUCUGGAUGGAUAUUUCGAGUAAUUAUUGUAUACAUUUUCAGGCCUAAACAGGAGCAGCUGCCAGAAAUGCUACUAUAAAAAUCGCACAGUUCGAAAAUUUUCGUUAAACUACAAAUUCCACAAAAUUUGUGAAAAUGUUAUGCAAGCAUGAGUGAUGAGUAGUUUGGGAUCUGCCAGUAUCUUCACCACUAAAAUUAUUUGAAAGGUAAAUUUUAAAACCACUUUAAAAUGUCUUGUGCACAAAAAUGGAUUUUUAAAAUUUUUAAAAAUUUCAGUUUAAAAAUGAAAAUUUACUUUUCAAAAUAAUGUUAGUGGUAAGGAUACUAGCAGAGCCCAAACUAUCCAAGCUUGCAUAACAUUUUCACAAAUUUUGCGGAUUUUGCAGUUUAGCGAACAUUUUCGAACUAUGCAUUUUUUAUACACCCUGUAUAUAGACCCUUUUCCAUAUACCUUGGUUCAUUUACACGGGGAUUUAAUAUUAAGAACCAUGGCUUUUAUUCGUACAUAACUAUUAGUUCUUUAUCAAGUUUGUUGUCUCAUAACGUUUUCAAGGAAUCUAUAUUGGUUGGUGAUAGUGUUAGGGCUGCUGUUCAAUCUUAGGCAGGUUAGUGUUAUAGAUGAGGAUGGUGGUAGUGGUAGGAUUAAUCAUCUUAGUGAUGGGGCUAAUAGUUUUAUAGUCAUAGUCAUUGUCAUGAACUAUCUUCUUCACAAUCAUUGGUUAUAGUCAUCUUAGUAAUGGAUUAUGGUCAUCAUAGUUAUGGACCAAAGUCAUUUUUGUCACACUAUAAUCGUAAUAUAAAUUACUACAGUAUUCGUAAAGUCUUGGGCUAUAGUUUUCACAGUCAUGACUGUAGUCUUCAUAGUUAUUGACUUAGGCCAUCAUAGUCAUUGAUUAUAGUCAUCAUGGUCAUGAACUAUAAUCAUUAUGGUCAUGAACUAUAGUCAUGGUCAUGAGCUACAAUUAUCAUAGUUAUCAUGGUCAUUGACUUAGACCAUCGUGGUCAUGAACGGUGGUCAUCAUGGUCAUGAACUGCAGUUAUCAUGGUCAUGAGCUAUAGUCAUCAUAGUCAUUAUGGUCAUGGACUAUGGUGUCAUUGCCAUGAACUAUAGUCAUCAUGGUCAUGAACUAUAAACAUAGUCAUGAGCUAUAGUCAUCAUGGUCAUGGACAAUAGUCAUCAUAGUUAUCAUGGUCAUGAACUAUAGUCAUCAUGGUCAAUAUGGUCAUGGACUAUAGUCAUCAUGGUCAUGAACUAUAGUCAUGGACUAUAAAAGUAAAAUACAAUUUCAUUAAAUCUCGCUAAACUAGAGUAACCUACAACUUAUACUAUCCCUAAAUGCAAUUAGAAUCUAUUCGCUUGUAUUUGUCUGUCUCAUUCUCACACAGGCCUGCUUGAGGAUUUAAUUGUUUAGGUGGAUUAUUGACCGGUUUUGAUUACUUUCUAAUAUGAAAAUGUGGAACCUAACAAUUACUUUGACAACCAAAUAUAAGUUUUCUUUUAGAUUUUGUCGUAUAUAAAUAAGUCUGGAUUUUCGCUGCUUCCACAGCCUGGAUAUGGUUUAAUGCUUAAAUUUUUAACAUUUCGAAGCUUCGUUUUUUAUUCCUAUUAAGAUCUAUGUUAAAUUGUGCUUAACAAACGCUUGGCAACUAUAUUAUUUUGUUACACCACCUAUUAUGACGUCAUGCAUAUUAAUAAGUGCACCACCUCAUUUCAUACUAAUGAUGCGGUUCCCUUGCGUCCCUCUUGCAUACUAAUCCUUCAAAUUCCUACUCGAUCGGUACCUACAGUACUAUUAUCACGUUUGUUACUUUUCUUCAGGCGUUGAUUGUUGAGUUAAAAGCUGAAAUGACAUCGAAGAUAGACUUUUGGAACAGGUACUACAAGUCCUUUCUAAUAUAUCUCACGCCUCUUUAUAUAAUGUAAGGCCGAUUGGUUGGGUUGGUUCCGAUUAAAAUGAUCAAAGAAGUCGUGAAAUGCAUUGACAAAACAGAAAACCCAAAAUCCAAAACAAAACAAAACAAAACAAAACAAAACAAAACAAAACAAAACAUUUUCAACUUGAACAGCACGUUUAGCAUACUGUAGUAUAUAUAAUUCAACGAUUUAUUUUGGAUUUUUUGGUUUCUCCUAUUGUGUGUUUAUAUCCUUUUCGUGAUAUAUAUAUAUAUAUAUAUAUAUAUAUAUAUAUAUAUAUAUAUAUAUAUAUAUAUAUAUAUAUAUAUAUAUAUAUAUAUAUAUAUAUAUAUACCGGGUGUCCCAAAAAAAAGUACUCCGGUUUGAUUUAUAAUAACUUCUAAACAAGUAAAGCUAUCAAACAGAAAUAACUUGCAUUAAAUAGAGGAAGGACUAACUUAGAUUUUGAUAUGUUACAGUUGUAUUUUACUUAAAAAUUCACGGAGAUAUUAAUGUUCAAAAUCGGGAGCAUAUUUUGGGAUGUGUCUAAAAUUAGCGAAAAUCGGCGUAUCAAAUUUUCACUCCAGCGUUUGUUUGCUUAAUGACAUAUCAGGGUAAAUUGUAUUUCAGCGAAUUGUAGUUAGGGUUUGUAAGGGAUAUGGCGUAGAUUUAGACAUCUUACAUGUAAGUCUUAACUUAUUGUUUCCUGAAAUAUGAACGUUCGAAAUUAUGUAAGUAUUUAAUAGGUCUUUGCAAACUUAAGGUACUGAAAGACCAUGCAAGGCAGGCGCUUCAAUUUUUCUUAAAUAACCUAUUUUUUAUGUUUUUCAUGGGUUCAAAACAAAGUUGAUUAUUUCUCGGUUAGAGCAGGAUUAAUAUUGUUCUUUAAUGGAGGAAAUAAUAUUGCUUUUUGCAAAUACACAUCACAGUAUCAAAGCUACUAUUUUGUUACGUUUUGUUCCAAAAAUGUUGGAUGUCUCUGGGGAGUUGCUUGUUAUGUCUUUACUUAUGGAGUUGUAUGGUUUGAUUGUGUUUCAUUCUCAGUUUAUUCUGAACUUGCUAAGAUUAAGAAAGGCAAAAGAGUUUGGGUGUUCUUAACAAGAUUUCAGAACGUUGCAGAAGUUAGAAAAUUCAUUCAAUGUGAAGUUAGAAAAUUCACAAUUCCAAUGUGACAGCGUGCCCUAAUUCAGAACUACGAACGAUCCAUGACGAUCCUUCGCGAUGCAGUAGUCUCAUGAAAUAAGGAAACGUAUUCGUGCUAGGAACACACGCGGAUUUCGGACGAAUAAAUCUUGCUUGUAUUUUGUAGAUAAUAAUACUUUGUUUCAUAAUAAACAAUUUGUCAAGUGUCAUUUAUUUACAGGUAAUAGUGCAUGUUUCAGUCGGGUAAAUCUUGAUUAAUAUUUGAUACGCUGUUUUUGGCAUAUUUCAGACACAUCAAGAAAUAUGCUCCCGAUUUUAAACAUUAAUAUCUCCGUGAAUUUUUAAGUGAAAUACAACUGUAAUAUAUCAAAAUCUAAGUUAGUCCUUCCUCUAUUUGAUGCAAGUUAUUUCUCUUUAAAAGCUUUACUUGUUUAGAAGUUAUUACGAAUCAAACCGGAGUACUUUUUUUUGGGACACCCGGUAUAUAUAUAUAUAUAUAUAAAUAUAUAUAUAUAUAUAUAUAUAUAUAUAUAUAUAUAUAUAUAUAUAUAUAUAUAUAUAUAUAUAUAUAUAUAUAUAUAUAUAUAUAUAAUUAAUUAAAGUUCUCCGGAUUGAAAUAUACUUUUAUUGAGCUUUCGACUCGGUACUUCGAGCCUUCUUCAAUCCGGAGAACUUUAAUUUAAUUAUAAUAUGCCUGGAUUACAAAUCUUUAAACAUAUAUUUAUAUAUAUAUACAUAUUAUAUAUUGAUAAUUAUACAAUUGUUCGUUUUGAUCGUAACAGAUUUGGCGGUGGUGUGGCUCUAUAUAUAAAAAAUAAUAUACCAUACACUGAGAGAAAAGAUUUAGUCCCUGAUAAUUUAGAAAUGACAUGUGUGGAGAUUACUAGGCAACAUAUA
Molecule: messenger RNA, 13811 nt
Organism: Paramuricea clavata
Lineage: Eukaryota; Metazoa; Cnidaria; Anthozoa; Malacalcyonacea; Plexauridae
Source: the annotation of a GenBank genome assembly